This is a messenger RNA of Colletotrichum karsti, 1683 nucleotides long. RefSeq lists its product as uncharacterized. The transcript has 7 exons. Gene Ontology annotation, biological process: transmembrane transport. Bases 1 to 1683 code for a protein of 560 amino acids. NCBI's taxonomy places the organism in Eukaryota, Fungi, Ascomycota, Sordariomycetes, Glomerellales, Glomerellaceae. Gene Ontology annotation, molecular function: transmembrane transporter activity. The record is from RefSeq and is a predicted model, not a curated record.
AUGCCGUCUUCAACAGAGGAUACGUCACGACAGACUAGAGAGGUCGAAAGGACCCCUGGUACAAUCCAUCUAAUUGAUGCCGACGGCCAUAUUUCUGGGAAGCAUGUUGAAGGCUCAGGAGCGACUCGAGGUGUUGUUCUGGUGCCAGCGCCAUCGAAGCAUCCUGAUGAUCCCCUCAACUGGUCGCCCCGUCGCAAAAAGCUAGCUGCUUUCUGCAUGGCCUUCUACGUUCUUGUUAUUGGAAUUUGCUCGUCAGCUCUUUACUCUACCCUAGGACCACUUUCCCAGGCAACUGGACUCAGCUAUAAUGAUCUGAACUACGGGACAGGCUAUAUGUUCCUUUUUCUUGGAUGGGGAUGCGUGUUCUGGUCCGCCGUUGCCACGCAGUACGGAAAGCGUCCUAUCUAUCUCAUCACACUGGCGGGUACCUUGGGAACAAUGGUAUGGCAACCUCACAUCUCAACAAAUGGCGAAUGGAUAGCAGCGAAGAUGCUUCAGGGUCUUUUCGGCGCUCCCAUGGAAUCAAUCGCCGAAGUGACGGUGUCAGAUAUCUUCUUUACUCAUGAGCGCGGCACUUACAUGGCAGUGUAUGCUCUGGCUCUUGGUUACAGCAACGGCAUCGCGCCUCUGAUCAUGGGUUUCAUCAACCAGGGCAUGGGCUACCAGUGGGUCUUUUACUGGUGCGCCAUAUUCUGCGCCAUAGCCUUGGUUCUGCUGUUCUUCUGCAUGGAAGAAACCAAAUUUGACCGCGCCGGGCAUGUUAUUACCGCCCAGAACCUGCGCCGUCCUGAAGACGGAGGCAACGAAGCCAAAGCACAAGAAGACGAAGAAAAGAAAGCCGACGCCAACUUGGAUCUGACCACCAGUCAUGUGGCUCAAGCGACCCUCGAUUCAACAAUCCAUAAGAAGAGCUAUUUCGACAAGCUGAAGCCCAUAGGCAGUGCCGGUUUCAAGCAGAGGAACUAUGUCGGUCGCCUGCUGGUAGUUCCUUUUGAACUGCUUUCUUUUUCGAUCAUCGUCUACGCCGGGUUUCUCUAUGGCUCCAACAUCAUAUGGUUGAGUGUUUUGAACGCCACGGAGUCGAUGAUUCUCUCCCAGAACCCUUACAACAUGGGUUCAAACGACGUCGGUUUAACGUUUAUUGCUCCUUUGAUAGGCACAACUCUAGCUGCUUGUUUCACCGGUCUGUUUGGUGAUCGUUUCAUGCUCUGGAAAGCGCGUCGCAAUGGGGGCACCUUCGAGGCUGAACACCGCUUGUGGCUUUUUGUGCCGUCGCUAGCGCUGAUUCCCUUCGGCUGCAUUCUCUAUGGCCUUGGAGCUUAUCAUCACGCCCACUGGUUCGCGAUCGUCUUUGCCAUGGGCGUCAUUUCUUUCACAACAACGGCCGGAUCCCAGAUGUCCAUUGCUUACAUAGUGGAUUGUUAUCGCGACAUGAGCAACGAGACACUCGCGGCCGUCAUCUUCAUUCGAAACACCAUGUCUUUUGGUAUUGGCUAUGCUGUCACGCCCUGGGUCACCAAACUUGGAUACCAGAACGCGUUUAUCUUGGGUGCUUUCCUCGGUCUUUCGCAUAACUUGACAAUCUUUCCUGUCAUUAGGUGGGGUCGCAGUCUUCGUCAAAAGUCCGCCAACCGAUACUGGAGGAAGGUUGAGAAGCAUGAGAUGGCAGGAUUAACACAUUGA